AUGUUAUUUAUUCGUGCCAAUUCACCUAGCAAUACUAAUCUGUGGUUAAUGCUAGUAUUGAAAACAAUUUUAUGCGGCAAACCCUGUGCCGAGCGAAAGAUUACGGGCGCCGACAGCGUAUGCGUCUGUAACCAAACCUAUUGCGAUGACUUCCCGCAGCUAACUCUCCCGAAGGCCGGCGUUGUAUUGGUCUACGAAAGUGGCAAAAGUGGGCACAGGUUUCAGGAGACGCAACUCAAACUUCAAACACAUACCAGUCCUCAGACCACCAGAUCUAAUAAAGACACGCAAAUCAUAACAAUCGAUAAGAACCAGAAAUAUCAGAGUAUUAUUGGUUUUGGCGGCGCCUUCACCGAUGAGUUCGGUAUGGUUUUGAACGCCGUUCCCAAACAACUGUCCACUUAUUUGAUGGAAAGCCUGUUCAGCAAAGAUGGUAUCGAGUAUAAUAUGGGACGACUACCGGUGGCCUCCACUGACUAUUCGUCCCGCCAUUACACGUAUGACGAUGUGGUCAACGAUACACAACUCACCAAAUUUGCUUUGGCUAAGGAGGACAUGGAGCUCAAGAUUCCUCACAUAAAAACCGCCCAAACCUUAAGCACGAAACCAUUGAAAAUAUUUGGCAGUUCAUGGGCUGCACCCGAUUGGAUGAAAACCGGUCCCGAAGGACCACUUCGCAACCAAUUGAAAGGGGAGACGGGAGGGGAGUACUACGAUAUUUGGGCUAAUUAUCUGGUUAAGAUUGGUUUAUAUAAGGCCCAGAAUAUCCCGAUCUGGGGGCUGACCACUCAAAACGAGCCGACGUGGGGCCGCGAAUUCAAACCGAACGACCUGUUCUUUGAUCCGGAAAUGCAAAGAGUGUUUGUCCGCAAAAACUUGGGACCACUUCUCAAGAAGUCUGGCUAUACUCCCGACAAACUAAAACUUAUGAUCUUUGACGACAACGUGUGGCACAACACCAGUGACCACAACACUCUGCAACAGUUCGCGGACACCAUAUUAGGGGACAAGGAGGCCGAGCAGUACGUGUCCGGCAUUGCCUAUCAUUGGUACGAGAGCUCAAAGACUGAUGAAUACCCGGACACUGUGUUGGAUGAGGUGCACACCAAACACCCCAACCAUUUCAUGCUAAUGACUGAAGCCUGUCAUCUGGAAGGGCUGGGCAAUGGGCGCUGGGAUUUUGGGGAACAUUACGCGCACGAUAUCAUUAGAGACUUGAAUCACUGGACCACCGGUUGGGUGGAGUGGAAUAUGGCGUUGGGUUUGAACGGCUGUCCCCGUUGUGGUACCGAUCAGUUCGGAACGGCUAUAGUGGUGGACAUCGAGAAGGGGGAGGCCUACAAACAGCCCACUUUCUACGCGAUCGGACACUUCAGUAAGUUUUUGUCACCCGAUUCCGUACGCAUUGGCCACCAGUUGGGGAAAGCCUUGAAUAAUGUGUUUGUGUUGACAAUGAAACGGAUGGACAAUGCGAUCGUUGUUGUGGUCCUCAACCAAAAUGAAAAUCUGGUCACUCACUUAAUGAACCGGAAGUCGAUCCUUCGUCCGAGACUUCAGGUCAACAAUUCACUUAAUGUUACACUACAACUAAUAAUGAAUCUGGAUGCAAUUAACGUAAACAAAGUAUUACCCCUUGAGCUCCGGGAUGUUUCUGCCGGUAGUCAUCUUUUUAAGAUCGACGCGGCCUUCACUUACCAGUCGACUGAUGUCCUACUCAUACAGAAAGACAAGUACUUUGCGGUCGAUAUUAAGAACUUGUGUCAAAGCCUGAACGGUGUGGCUCAAGGGUAUCAGUCCAGCGAUGUCUCUGAUCUAAACGUUGGGCCGACUGUGGAUGCGGUCACAGACAUAGAGGACGACAAGAUAUUGCCCUUUCAGUACCCGUCCUAUUGGCAAAUGGCAGUCAAUCUCAGUCAAAGGGAAAGCUAUGGAGGGCUCAGCCAUGAAUCUCGUCGAAGAAUUCUUACGAUAUCAUAG
This is a messenger RNA of Oppiella nova, 1977 nucleotides long. NCBI's taxonomy places the organism in Eukaryota, Metazoa, Arthropoda, Arachnida, Sarcoptiformes, Oppiidae. The record is from the annotation of a GenBank genome assembly.